UGUGUUUCUGUUCAGGCACUAUUUUAGUCAGCCAACAAAUUCUUGGGCCCUUGAAAGCGUAGUCAGGGAACGCUGCUGGCCGAUCGUCUGACAGGGAAGCGGUGUCGGCAAACUCAUAUCACACAUACAGAACAAAAUGGCGUCCAUGUUGCUGACGACGAUGCGGAGCUGCUCAGUCAGCCCUGCAGUGGCGAUGCGGUUUGGGGCACGAUCUCUCAGCACGACAGCCCAGCUUCAGGCUCAGGCUCAGACAAAGAGCAAAAAGACGCUGGCCCGACCGGGUAUGAAGAACAUAGUCCUGGUUGAAGGAGUUCGAACCCCUUUCCUGUUGUCUGGAACAACGUACGCUGAUUUAAUGCCCCACGACCUGGCCAGAGCAGCACUGCAGGGUCUGCUGAACAAAACCAGUGUACCAAAAGAUGCUGUUGAUUACAUCAUCUAUGGGACAGUCAUUCAGGAGGUCAAAACCAGCAAUGUAGCACGAGAGGCAGCCUUGGGUGCUGGCUUUUCUGACAAGACCCCAUCUCACACCGUCACCAUGGCCUGCAUCUCCUCCAACCAGGCGAUGACUUCAGCCGUGGGCCUGAUCGCUGCAGGCCAAUGUGACAUUGUCGUUGCAGGAGGAGUAGAGUUCAUGUCCGACGUCCCCAUCCGCCACAGCCGUAAGAUGAGAAAGACCAUGCUGUCCCUCAACAGGGCGAAGACCCUCGGACAGAGGCUCAGUCUGAUCAGCAGCAUCCGCAUGGCUCACCUCACCCCAGAGCUUCCUGCUGUGGCUGAGUUCUCCACAGCUGAAACGAUGGGUCACAGUGCAGACCGCCUGGCUGCUGCAUUCGGAGUCACCAGGCAGGAGCAGGACGAGUUUGCGGUGCGAUCACACAGUUUGGCCAAAAAGGCCCAGGACAGCGGUCUGCUGGAAGACGUCAUCUCCUUUAAAGUACCAGGCCGUGACAUCGUUUCCCAGGAUAACGGCAUCCGUCCCUCCUCCAUGGAGCAAAUGGGCAAACUGAAACCCGCCUUCAUAAAACCUCACGGCACUGUCACCGCCGCCAACUCCUCCUUCCUAACGGAUGGGGCCUCUGCUGUGCUCAUCAUGUCUGAAGAAAAAGCUUUGGCUAUGGGUUACAAGCCUAAAGCCUACCUCAGAGACUUUGUCUACGUGUCCCAGGACCCCAAAGAUCAGCUGCUUUUGGGGCCAACGUACGCCACACCAAAAGUCCUGGAACGGGCUGGCUUGUCUUUGAAUGAUAUUGACGUCUUUGAGUUCCACGAGGCGUUCGCAGGUCAGAUAAUGGCAAAUCUGAAGGCUAUGGACUCGGAUUGGUUCGGCCAGACGUACUUGGGCAGGAAAUCGAAGGUGGGACCUCCUCCCAUGGAGAAGUUCAACCUGUGGGGGGGCUCUCUGUCUCUGGGUCACCCGUUCGGUGCCACAGGCUGCAGGCUGGUGACCACAGUGGCACAUAGGCUGAAGAAGGAGGGAGGACAGUACGGACUGGUUGCGGCUUGUGCUGCCGGAGGACAGGGUCAUGCCAUGGUGAUCGAGGCGUACCCCCAGUAAACAAAAAUAUCUGCAACCCAAAUCUUCAGAUUCAUCAUGACGACUACACACACACGCUAAUAUCCAGACAACAGAGGGUACAUAUUCGCACCACUUUGCCUUGAUUAGAAAAAGAGUCCGAUGCAGUUUGUUUAGAAAUCUUGUGUAAAUUCAGUUUUUGCUCCCAGGAUGUGAAAUUAUCGUGGAAUGUCUUGGAGGAGUGUUGCCUUUUGAUUCUGUGGACUUUUAAGGUGCAACUCUGUCAGCGUCGUCACUGAGUGGAAUGUAAUAUAGCUAAAUUUUAACACUCACAGGAGAUGGAGUGAUCCUAAUGUUUAUAUAUGAUGUAAUAUGUUUUUCUAACAAACUGUUGGAAUUAAAGAGUGUGAUCAUCAUCACACUACAACUCA
This is a messenger RNA of Notolabrus celidotus (New Zealand spotty), 1947 nucleotides long. It is a transcript of the gene hadhb, whose product is annotated as hydroxyacyl-CoA dehydrogenase trifunctional multienzyme complex subunit beta. Gene Ontology annotation, biological process: fatty acid beta-oxidation. The transcript is spliced from 16 exons. The coding region runs from base 137 to 1558 and encodes 473 amino acids. The record is from RefSeq and is a predicted model, not a curated record. Lineage: Eukaryota; Metazoa; Chordata; Actinopteri; Labriformes; Labridae. Gene Ontology annotation, molecular function: acyltransferase activity, transferring groups other than amino-acyl groups.